ACCACACGUGCUUUGUAAUGGCCACCAAUAAUAAUCCAGAGACAAGAGAAGAUGAACACGUUCACAAGGUCUAUUCCUCCAUAGCAACGCAUUUCAGUGACACAAGAUACAACCCCUGGCCUAGAGUGGCAGAAUUCCUCUCUUCAUUACCUCCAGGCAGCCUUGUGGCUGAUGUAGGUUGUGGUAAUGGCAAGUACUUAGGCAUUAACAAGGAUGUCUGUGUGUUAGGCAGUGACAUGUGUCCGGAACUUGUUGCUAUUGCAAGAGGGCGGGGUCACGAAGCUCUUGUUUGCGACUGCCUUGAGUUACCAUAUUGUUCAUGUACAUUUGAUGCUGCUAUAAGCAUCGCUGUCAUUCAUCAUCUGUCGACAGAGGAGAGGAGAAAGAAGGCACUUGGGGAGAUGGCUAGGCUCUUACGACCUGGUGGCACUCCUACUUCAUCUUGUUUUGAAGUUUAA
Molecule: messenger RNA, 458 nt
Organism: Amphimedon queenslandica
Lineage: Eukaryota; Metazoa; Porifera; Demospongiae; Haplosclerida; Niphatidae
Product: alkylated DNA repair protein alkB homolog 8-like
Exons: 3
Coding region: 18-458 (146 amino acids)
Biological process (GO): tRNA wobble uridine modification; tRNA methylation
Cellular component (GO): cytoplasm; nucleus
Molecular function (GO): tRNA binding; S-adenosylmethionine-dependent methyltransferase activity; tRNA (5-carboxymethyluridine(34)-5-O)-methyltransferase activity
Source: RefSeq, a predicted model, not a curated record